AUGCUUCGACGAGGAAUCAGACUUAUCAAUUCCUCGCGACGAGGUUUCGCCAGCCAGAAGGUUGAUCCCAAGUCAACUUCACCUAUUUAUCUAGAUGUACAGGCAACGUCGCCUAUGGACCCCAGAGUAGUCGAUGCCAUGCUUCCUUACAUGGUUAACGAUUUCGGAAAUCCCCAUUCCAGAACUCAUGCGUAUGGUUGGAAAGCUGAGACGGCAGUUGAAGAAGCCAGAGAACACAUUGCUGCUCUGAUUAAAGCCGAUCCUAGAGAGAUUAUUUUCACUUCGGGAGCUACAGAGUCCAACAACAUUGCCAUCAAGGGUGUUGCUAAAUUUCAACGACAUACGGGAAAGAACCAUGUCAUCACACUUCAAACGGAACACAAAUGUGUUCUCGAUUCCUGUCGUGCUUUGGAGUCUGAAGGAUUCAAAGUUACAUACUUGCCAGUGAAUAAUGGGGGACUUGUUGAGUUGAAAGAUGUCGAAGCAGCAAUUACACCGGAAACUUGUCUCGUAUCUGUGAUGUUCGUCAAUAAUGAAAUUGGAGUAGUUCAACCUAUUGCCGAAAUUGGAGAGCUCUGUCGCUCAAAGAAGAUCCAUUUCCAUACUGAUGGUGCACAAGCUGUUGGAAAAGUUCCCAUUGACGUCAACGCAUUGAAGGUUGAUCUUAUGUCUAUCUCAGGUCAUAAGAUUUAUGGACCUAAAGGUGUUGGAGCAAUUUAUGUUCGAAGAAGACCCAGAGUGAGAUUGGAGGCUCAAAUGAGUGGAGGAGGACAAGAACGUGGAAUCCGUUCAGGAACUCUUGCUCCAUCUUUGUGUGUUGGAAUCGGAGAAGCAUGCAGAAUAGCUAAAGAGGAAAUUGAAAUGGACUCAGCUCACGUUAAGCGACUAUCAAAUAUGCUCAUUGAAGGAGUUCAAAACAAACUUGGAAACAUUAUAAGAAAUGGAGACCCCGAUAAAUCUUAUCCGGGAUGUGUUAACCUUUCUUUCGCUUAUGUAGAAGGAGAAUCUUUAUUGAUGGCCCUGAAGACUAUCGCCCUUUCUUCUGGUAGUGCUUGCACUUCAGCAUCCUUGGAACCAUCAUACGUUCUUCGUGCUAUUGGAACCGGUGAAGAUCUUGCACACUCCUCGAUUCGCUUCGGUAUCGGUAGAUUCACUACAGAACAAGAAAUCAAACACACAAUUGACUUGUGCGUUCGAGAGACUGAGCGCCUCCGCGAGUUGAGUCCACUGUGGGAGAUGGUGCAAGAAGGAAUUGACUUGAACAGCAUCAAAUGGACACAGCAUUGA
Molecule: messenger RNA, 1287 nt
Organism: Auanema sp. JU1783
Lineage: Eukaryota; Metazoa; Nematoda; Chromadorea; Rhabditida; Rhabditidae
Source: the annotation of a GenBank genome assembly